This is a messenger RNA of Phialemonium atrogriseum, 2730 nucleotides long. RefSeq lists its product as uncharacterized. Gene Ontology annotation, biological process: regulation of DNA-templated transcription; DNA-templated transcription. The coding region runs from base 111 to 2282 and encodes 723 amino acids. Gene Ontology annotation, molecular function: DNA binding; zinc ion binding; DNA-binding transcription factor activity, RNA polymerase II-specific. The transcript has 5 exons. The record is from RefSeq and is a predicted model, not a curated record. NCBI's taxonomy places the organism in Eukaryota, Fungi, Ascomycota, Sordariomycetes, Cephalothecales, Cephalothecaceae.
UAUAUCUAUCUCUGUGCAGCUCAAACCCGGCGACCUAAAACGUCGAUUAUUCAGUGCAUUCCCUUCCUCGACUCUCUGUUGAUCGGGUCAACACACGCAACCUAGCAUCCAUGCCAAGACGGUCCCUGACUCUCAAUGCCUGUACUACGUGUCGGAAGAAAAGAACAAAAUGCGACGGGGAUCUUCCUUGUUCGAGGUGCAAGUCCCGGCGGGAGAAGUGCCAUUACGAAGAUAGAGAAUGGCAGACGAAGGAACACCUGAGGUCCGAGUUGAAGAGGCUGAAACGCCAGAACCAGGACACUCAAACGGUGCUGACGGCCAUACUCACCCCCAGCCAGCAUGCCAUCCUGCAAAGGCUCCGCGCUGGCGAGGGUGUCGAGAGCAUCGCUUGGAGUCUGACCGACUCCCAGCGCGAGGCGAUUCACAAUCUAACAGGUGGGGGAACGGUAGACAAUACACAGGACAUCAGCAUUGACCUCGACGAUCAUCUCGACCCUCUCGACCCUCUCGACCAUCCAAGCCCUCUGACGGAGCCGAACACUCCACGAGCCAUCGAUGACCAUCCUGCCACCGAGGCCUGGGCCUCGACUUGCCCGCCACCGGGCAGACCUAUCCUGCCUAUUGCAACAGAGACGCAACCCUUCCCGGCAAAUUUCCAACUUAACAAUCCCAAUGCGUACUCCUGCGACUGGUACCCCCCCUCGAUCGAGUCCUGCCCCGCCGUCUCCGACUUCUCCUCUACAUACGCGCCAAGCCCGACUGCAAACCUCUCCCAGACCAGCCGGUCUAACAGUUAUGCCUCCGAAGGCGCAGACAACACCAGCUGGACGCAGGCGCCGCACAAUGUUCCCUCCGCGAACCGACUCAUAGAGCUGUUUUUCGCCUGGGAGGUCGUGCCCUUCUCCAUGGUCUGCCAACACCUCUUCCUGAGGGACUACACCGACGGUAGUCGUGACUAUUGCUCACCGGCGUUGGUCAGCGCCAUCAUGUCGCUUGCAUCCCUGCACCUGGCGAAUGAUGAAGUGACUCGGUUCGCGGAAUCGUCGUCGUGGAGCGAGCGGUUUUUCCACGAGUCGACGAGCAUUCUGGCUGCGGAGGGACCAGCGAGCACUCUGCCGAGCAUACAGGCUCUAGGACUACUUGCCCUACGAGAGAUGUGCUGCGGGCGAGAGGCCCAGGCCGAAUCUCUCGUUCUGGGGGCCCUAGACGGCAUUGCAGCCAUGAAUCCAGAAGAUGCCGGCCCCGAGGGCAGAGAGAAGGACUACUAUACGGCGCGAGCUAUCACGUUAUCGGGGGUUCUGUCUUUGUCUCGAAUGAUCCAUAUUGUCACGAACCACCUCUCGACCUCCUCAACCUAUCCGCUGCACGACGGACAGAUGUACCAACAGCGGUCCAUAAUCCAGCAACCCGAAACUGCCCCGCGGUUCGAAAAAGCAAUCGAGACACUCGAAGGAAUAGUCCAGCGAGUACCAGAAUCGCAGUCCCCCGGCAACUUCAUCUUCGGCCUGACUGAACUAGUCUACUCCCUGCUCUACCGGAUCCACGGGUCCGAGAGCCAGAAAACUAACGAGCUUCCCCGCGUGUACCAGAAGUGCCUGAGCUGGUACGCGUCCGUCUCCGAGACUCUGAAAGACAGCGGCAAGCCGACGCCGUAUGUCCUCUUCGUCCACAUAUACUUCCACCUGUGCCUUCUCGCCCUCUUCCGACCGUUCGUCCACCUCCAACAACACGAUGAUGACGCCACCUCGUGCCCAUCCCCACGCACCAUUUGUGCCGAGGCCGCGCAGGCCAUCCUCUCCCUGACGCAAUCCUACUCCCGCCUCUUCACCCUCCGCCGCACCCCCUGCCUGAUCCCCUACUUCGUCUCCGCCGCGGGGCUCAUGCACCUCACCCUCGAGGCCCCGGGCCCCGGCCCGGCCGAGGCGGCGAACGCAUUCGCCCCGUCGCCCGCUGCGUCGUUCUCGUCGUCAUCAUCGUCGUCGUACUUUUCAUCAUCACCGUCGUCAUCCGACACCAGCGCAAGAAGAAGCAGCAUCAGCACCACCGCCUCCGGAGACGCUGCCGCCGGCGACGACCUAUGCGGGCUGGUCCCACCACCACCACCCAACCAAUGCCCCCCCCUCUCCCAGGCCGUCCUACAGCUCGCCGGGAUGGACGUCGGGCACCCCGCCGCCGCGCGGGCGGGGUGGGUGCUCCGCGACAUGCGCGCCGUCGGGGCGUUUGGCGGCGGCUUGCCCUCGCCGCCUGGCGGGGUCGCUGCUCCGGUCGGUGGACACUGUUAAGACGGGGAGGCGAUACGAAAGGCCUCCUCGAAACCCUAGUUCCAACUUUUUUCUUUGUUUUAUAUUGACUUGGAAAAGCGAAAACAAAAAUAAAACGAAAAAGUUGUCUUUCUCUGUUGGGGUGCGGAUCUUUGCUUUGGGAGGUGAUAAUUACAUUCGUUGACCUCACGGUCUUGAGCGGCAAUUUUUGUCUUUGGUCUUCCGUUUUUCCGCACCCCUUAUUUUUCCCCCCUAUGCCUUCUCAUUUCCAUUUUAUCUUCAUCUCUUGAAUGUGAUGAGAUUUUGCGAGAACUCGAAAAGGAUAUUUCAGACUUUUUCAAGGAGCGUGGUGGGCCGCAGCCGAGGUGGGCUUCUCGGUGCUCUUGGAGCAGCGAAACAAGGCGAAACGAGGGUCCCGAUGGAUGAUACGAUAGGACUGGUUCUCUAAACGAUGAUUACGAUGUUAUGA